Pistacia vera is the source of this 364-nucleotide messenger RNA. RefSeq names its product phospholipase SGR2-like. The transcript is spliced from 5 exons. The record is from RefSeq and is a predicted model, not a curated record. Lineage: Eukaryota; Viridiplantae; Streptophyta; Magnoliopsida; Sapindales; Anacardiaceae. Gene Ontology annotation, molecular function: metal ion binding; glycerophospholipase activity. Bases 1 to 300 code for a protein of 99 amino acids. Gene Ontology annotation, cellular component: cytoplasm.
AUGCACACUAAACUGGAAUAUUGGUCGGUUGGAGAUAUCUUGAGCAUAGACGAUGAUGAACCAAAGAGUUAUACCCUUUAUAUUAAGUACGCAAAGCUCGAAUUCAAGGUUUACACAUUCUUUGCUGUUGGAUCACCUCUUGGUGUCUUCCUUGCCCUCCGAAAUAUCCGUAUUGGAAUAGGAAAAGGGCAAGAUUAUAUGGAUGAAGAAAAUAUAAUUGAAGAGAUGCCGGCUUGUCGUCAAAUGUUCAACAUUUUUCACCCAUAUGAUCCUGUAGCAUAUAGAACCACUUGUUUGUAAAGAGUUCCUCACCGUACGUCCAGUUAUUAUCCCUUACCAUAGAGGUGGAAAGAGGCUUCAUAUA